Molecule: messenger RNA, 4635 nt
Organism: Adineta ricciae
Lineage: Eukaryota; Metazoa; Rotifera; Eurotatoria; Adinetida; Adinetidae
Source: the annotation of a GenBank genome assembly
AUGGUUUUUGAGAAAAAUCAAAACUCACAUGAUAGAGGUGUCUUGCCGAUUAAGCCAUUCAAAGGAGGUGAAGAUGAAGCUAGUAGUGAUGAGGAUGAUGUUGAUAUAGGCGAUAUAUCGUGUAUGCCCCACAUUUCGAUCGUGAAAAAGAAAGAAGAGAAGAUUUAUCAACAUCUUCUACCGAUUGACAACGGGUUUUACGAUGGAACAUUAGAUAAAGAUCUUCUGAGGGAAGGUUUAGGUACAUAUAGUUUAAAUAACGGCGAGGAGUAUUAUUCAGGUUCGUGGAAACUUGAUAGACCUAACGGAUAUGGUUAUCAUAUUCAAAACUAUGGUUCGACUAUAUAUCACGGAGAGUUUUACGAAGGAAAGCUUAAGGAAGGAUUUGGAAAAGUGACACUGUCCAAUAAAUAUGAAUAUCGAGGCACAGUUACAGACGGACAAUUUCACGGAUUAGGAUUUCUCUCGAUAAAAAUAGCAGGUCUUACUGAUAUGGAUAAACCAAAUGAGAAAAAAGAGACUCUUCGACUAAUCGCCGAAUGGGACAUGGGAAAAACAAAGAUCAUUUAUGUCGACGAAGUGAAGCGAUAUUACCAUUAUCAUAGUGAGAGUUUUUACAAGACUUUAGAAUCAACUCUGUCAUCAUACAAUGAAACUUUACAAGAACAAAAGAAAUAUUUUGAAAUUUUACUCGAUAUAGUAGAGAAACAUCUAAAUCUCAGUGUCCUAGAUGAAAUAUCCAUACAUGCUGAUCUACCGGCAACAUUACGAUCAUCAGCAAAUUUAUUGUACGCGUUAGAUGAGAGUUACACAAACUUGAAAAAAUAUACUGAGAUAGACACCGGACCAAAUUACAUCGAGCGAGUUAAAAGCGCGUGUACACGUGGUUUGCAAACCUAUGCAAGAAGAUUAGCAUCGACAGACGAUGGAGAUAAUCGCAGUGGUUUUUCAGUAAGAGACAUUUUUGACAAUAAACUAAGUAGUUUUACAAAACAGUCAAGAUUAGAAGAUCUGAUUCCAGUUCUUUCAUUCGAUAUCUUCGCUAUCGAUUUGAUUAAGAAACUGGUGAAUUCGGUGAAUGAAAGAUCAGUUCAAAUUCUUACUGAGAAUCGACCGGAGUUCAUCGAACAUCAUAAGAACCGCAUUAAAUCAAUAUGGGCAGAUUAUCUCGAAUGUUUAGCGAAUACAAACAGUAGCGGUGAGAGAUAUCAGUUUUAUUUUGAUUGCUAUGCAAAUUUGUUGAAACUAUCCGCGGGUAACGAAGCCAAAGAUAAAAUCGAGUUAAUCAUCAUAAAUGCAAUGACUCUCGUUUUAGAGAAUCUGAAACCUUGGAGGGUUAUCGAUGGAAAUAAUAUUUUCCAUGAAAAUACUCCCAUUAAAAAGAUAGGAGAUGAUUUGAUCAUCGGAAUUUUGCGCAAUACGAAAAGUGAGAUGAAAGGAUUUUUUCAAAACAAUGCCGACGACUUUGAGGAGAUUUUUAAAUCGAUCAUUGUACAUUAUGAAAAUCAUUUAGUGAAUAAACUUCAUCCAAAUUAUCAGAAUAGCAUUCAAGAAAUUAUUCAGAUUAAUGAAUACUUUAUCGAGAUAUCGAAAACAAAAAAUUCGCCAAUUCUCACUUUACAAUUCGAAACAAUAAAAACAUAUGUUCACGAGUUAACAACAUAUAUCGAUCGUUUUCGAAAUUUCAACCAUCAAUUUCGUGAAUUAUCUAAAAAAUUCUCUUCUCUGUUUCCGAACCAAACGAAAACACGCUUCGAUCUAAUCGCAUCGGAGAUUCUACGUUCAAUCGAAGAUUUGCUUAUAAAAAUACUCGCAACUGAACCGAUAAUCACCAAUCGAGAUGAAAUAGUGAGAAAGUAUUCUCCUCCGUUGGAGAAUUCUUUGCGACAAGCUGCUCAUGAUAAGCUCAUAAACGACGUCGUUGUUCUAUUAGAUAUGGGUGCGAAGAUCAAUGAUCGUAGUCCGAGUUCAGGACAAACUGCGUUGCAUAGGGCAGUUGAAAAUCAAGAUCGGAACAUGAUUUUAUUACUUUUGAAACGAGGUGCUAGCAGAAAUAUAGAAGAUAAUGAUGGCCGCAGUCCAAAUUAUUAUGCGAAACAGAAUAAUUUAGACUUCGAGCAGAUUUUUCUUGAAGGGAACGAUGCAGAUAAAGACACGUCGGUUCGUUUGUUUGCGCUACAAAAGUUGAAUGAUUUUCUAGCAAAUUUACUUUCUCUGAACUUGACUUGGAUUGUUGAAUGCAAAAAUAUCGAAGCAUCGAAUCAAUAUAUCCAACCAUGGACCAGAUUUCUCUUCAAAAUUCCAGGAGUCAGAGCUCUACAUCUCUCAACAGCUGAGCCAUUUGAGAAGUAUUUAUUUGAAAUUGCCGGAAUGAAAGGUCUCUAUAGCGUAAUCGAUAUCGAAAAAGCGACAUCACAAGUAAAGACACCGCAUAAGCAUUAUACGUUAGAAACGGUCAGAGACUUCGUUGACAUCGUUAGGACAAUGAAUUUCCCCCUCCGAUUCGAUUCAUCUGCAGUAAUUCGAGCACGGGCUGAUUUCAUCACGGCUAUAUCGAAUUCGUUGAAGUAUCUGAACGAUCAAGUGAAAUACAGUAGUUUAGAACAGUUUAAGGAAGAAUUUCUUUCUCCAUUUAGACGUGUAACUGAAAACAUUGGAUGUUAUGAGGAAUUUCACAAGAAAUUAGAAACAAUUGAAACAUACUUUGUAUACGAGAGAAAAUUGAGAGAAAUAACUGUUGAACAAGCGUUAGAAACCUUUAAAAGGAAAAAUGGUGCAUUACCUGGAUGUGAUUUAGUUAAGAAAUACUUUAAGAAUUACGAAAAGUAUUUUAAAAGGUACUUUUAUCAGAUCAUCGAACGAAAAUCUUCCAGUGCCAUUCGGGAUGUUAUCAGCGAAACGAAGAAGAAUGCUAAAUUUGAUAAGAACACUAUCCCACAGAUUAUCGCUGGAUUGUCAGUCAUAUUUUCCCUUGGAAUUUCGGAUUUUAUCGGAAAAAAUUCCGAAAAUCAAUACGUUUUAAAAGAAAACUUCGAUAAGACAUGUUUUCUACAACCGCAUUGUAUCCAAAUUCUCGGCGUAUUUUUCUUAUUGAACAUGAAUGACGAGAAAAAUGACUCUCUACUGAGUGGGCUAGCAGAAAUCACUACUGGGCAAGGUAAAUCUUGGGUUUUAGCACUUUUAGCUGCAUAUUUCAGUUUAAUCGGUUAUCGAGUGACAGUUAGUUGCUAUAGUGACUAUUUGACUAAACGCGAUAGUGAAUAUUUUCGACGCUAUUUUGAACCGUUCGAUCUGAACAAAUCUGUUCAGUAUCGGACGUUUAAAACCAUGUGCGAAGAGCAAUUAGUGAAAAAAAACGAGAAGAAAAACUUACGAAAUCUCAUUUCGGACAUUCUACAAGGUGAAAAUUUAUCACCGGAAGUUCGAAACGAAGCCAUGAAAGAAAAAUCGAUUCUUCUAAUCGACGAAGUUGAUGUUUUCUUCUCGGACGAGUUCGGUAUGCCAUACAAACCAGGACUUCGAAUUCCAAAUCGAUCAUUAGCAAAAGUUCAGAAGGAUAUUUGGCAAAAGACAUUCACUCGUCAAAAGAAUAUACACAAAUCAUCGGAAACCGAACUAAUUAAAGAAAGUUCGACGGAUAAAUUCAUUGCGACAUUAAACGAAUUCAAUAUGUUAAAUAAGCAUUUGAAAUCGAUGAUCGACACUGCCGCCGAAAUUUAUCAAGAUAUGAAUGGUACAAAUGAAUUAAGAAAUAAAUACCGAAUUGAAGGCAACAAUUUACAAACCAGAGAUGCAAAUGACAAAUUCGUGUCGACAGUUUGGUAUGGUUAUGAAAAUAGUUUUUAUUAUUUAAAAUUAAUGCAUGAAAAACACGGUCGUUUCCAUGAAGAGGAACUAAACGAAGAAAAUUUUGGAUAUUUUUCAAUUCAAUGUGGACUUCUUUCAUAUUCGGAACUUCCGAAGACUUAUCAUAGAAUAUUCGGUGUCAGCGGAAGUUUACAAUGUUUAUCAGCUGCUGAACGAUCUCUAUUGGAAUAUUAUGAUAUUCAACAAAAAGAAAUCUUUCACAUCAGAGCAAAUCUAGGUAUUGAUCCGUAUUUUGCAACACAAAACGAGAUUUAUGUAGGAGAAAACUGCGAGAGUAUUGACAGAGAAAGAUUCAUUCGAGAUGAAUAUGCAGGUCAUCAUGGGAAAGUGACAUUGUUGACGAGAGAACUAGGCAGAGGUGUCGAUUUUCAAACCGAGCCGAUUGUCAAUCAAAACGGAGGUAUGCAUGUUAUUCAAACAUUCUUCUCUGAAAAUAUCAGAGAGGAAAUUCAAAUACGAGGAAGAACUGCGAGGAAAGAUGAACCGGGAAGUUAUGAAUUGAUUGUAUGUCUUCAACAUUUACGAAAUCCUGGACUGUCAGGCAUGAACACAUGGAAAUUUACAGCAGUAACAAAAGAUACAACUUAUAAAGAGUUGGAUCGACAAAGGACAGAGUUCGUUAACAAAUCUUGUCAAGAAAAGAUUCGUACUAUCGAAGGAAAUAGUGGAAAUCAUAAACGAACCCUAUCUUUUUUCCAGAGAGCAGUUAGUGAAUGUAAUGACCGGAAUCGCCAUGAAUUUAUCAAUGAAAUUGCAAAAUUACAAUAA